Messenger RNA from Antrostomus carolinensis (chuck-will's-widow), 2966 nucleotides. RefSeq names its product polypyrimidine tract binding protein 2 (gene PTBP2). The coding region runs from base 84 to 1589 and encodes 501 amino acids. Gene Ontology annotation, molecular function: RNA binding. Gene Ontology annotation, cellular component: nucleus. The transcript has 13 exons. Lineage: Eukaryota; Metazoa; Chordata; Aves; Caprimulgiformes; Caprimulgidae. Gene Ontology annotation, biological process: mRNA processing. The record is from RefSeq and is a predicted model, not a curated record.
UUGUCACUGAUGUUGCAGUUGGUGUGAAGAGAGGAUCUGACGAACUUCUUUCAGGCAGUGUACUCAAUAGCCCGAACUCUAACAUGAGCAGCAUGGUAGUUACUGCCAAUGGUAAUGACAACAAGAAAUUCAAAGGUGACGAUAAAAUGGAUGGAGCUCCUUCUCGUGUUCUUCAUAUCAGGAAAUUGCCUGGGGAAGUGACAGAAACAGAAGUAAUUGCUUUAGGUUUACCUUUUGGUAAGGUAACCAACAUCCUGAUGCUGAAAGGGAAAAAUCAGGCAUUUUUGGAACUUGCUACAGAAGAAGCAGCUAUCACUAUGGUUAAUUACUACUCUGCUGUGACGCCUCAUCUUCGUAACCAACCGAUCUAUAUCCAGUAUUCCAAUCACAAAGAACUAAAGACUGAUAACACACUUAACCAGCGGGCCCAAGCUGUUCUUCAGGCAGUGACAGCUGUGCAGGCAACAAAUGCUCCCAUUAGUGGGACCACUGUUAGUGAGAGUGCAGUGACUCCAGCUCAGAGUCCAGUACUUAGAAUAAUUAUUGACAAUAUGUACUAUCCAGUAACCCUGGAUGUUCUUCACCAGAUAUUCUCUAAAUUUGGUGCUGUAUUGAAGAUAAUCACAUUCACAAAGAAUAACCAGUUUCAAGCUUUACUGCAGUUUGGCGAUCCAGUAAAUGCACAGCAAGCAAAACUAGCCUUAGAUGGUCAAAAUAUUUAUAAUGCUUGCUGCACCCUACGGAUUGAUUUUUCCAAAUUGGUGAAUUUGAAUGUCAAGUACAACAACGAUAAAAGCAGGGACUACACUCGUCCUGAUCUUCCAUCUGGUGAUGGACAGCCAGCGCUGGACCCAGCUAUUGCUGCAGCAUUUGCAAAGGAGACCUCUCUUCUAGCUGUUCCAGGAGCUCUGAGUCCUUUGGCUAUUCCAAAUGCUGCUGCUGCAGCUGCAGCUGCUGCUGCUGGCCGUGUGGGAAUGCCUGGAGUUUCGACUGGUGGCAAUACAGUCCUCCUGGUUAGCAAUUUAAAUGAAGAGAUGGUUACGCCCCAAAGUCUGUUUACCCUCUUCGGUGUUUAUGGUGAUGUGCAGCGUGUGAAGAUUUUAUACAAUAAGAAAGACAGUGCUCUUAUUCAGAUGGCUGAUGGAAACCAGUCACAGCUGGCCAUGAGCCAUCUUAAUGGACAAAAAAUGUAUGGAAAGAUUAUUAGAGUUACCCUUUCUAAACAUCAGACAGUACAACUGCCUCGAGAGGGACUUGAUGACCAAGGGCUGACAAAAGAUUUUGGUAAUUCACCUCUGCAUCGCUUCAAGAAACCUGGUUCAAAAAACUUUCAAAAUAUAUUCCCUCCUUCUGCAACACUUCAUCUGUCUAAUAUUCCACCAUCAGUAGCAGAAGAGGAUCUGCGCACGUUGUUUGCUAACACUGGAGGCACUGUGAAAGCAUUUAAAUUUUUUCAAAGAGAUCACAAGAUGGCACUUCUUCAGAUGUCAACAGUAGAAGAAGCUAUUCAGGCUUUGAUUGAUCUUCACAAUUACAAUCUGGGAGAAAAUCACCAUCUGAGAGUUUCUUUCUCUAAGUCAACUAUUUAAAAAAGCAGAUUGAAAGUGAGGGUGUAUUGCAUUGUUUGGUGUUGUCAACUAUUGACUGUUCAGGAAAGUGGGGACCAGAGUUUGUCUUUUGUUGGUUUUUUUCAAUUUUUUUUUUUUUCAUGCUGUUAUCAUUCCUUCGUUGUUUUAAAAAAAUAAUAAAAAAAAUGUAAAAAGCAGUGACACUAACUGCUGUUGUUCAACUGUUGUUUAGGUAAACCAUCAUUUUGUUUAAAAGAUUUCAAGUUAAUACCACAGUUUUUCAACUUAGUUGAAGUACGUGCCUUAAAAAGGAAAACUAGUACUGCUGGAAUUGCAUAACUAGUAAAAAGCAAAUUUGGUUGUCUAGGGCACAUUGUUACAUGAUAAUUUAAAUAUGUUUAGACAGGGGUGUGUAAAAAGGUUAAGCUUUUGUUUCUCUGGCUUGAUAGAUUUCUUUAUCUGCUGGCUUGUCACUUAUUUUUCUCUUUAAUUGGAUAAGAUGCGUUAUGCCGAAAGAGUAAAAUGACGUUAUUUGAUUUGUGCUACUUUUUGUUUGUGCCCUUUUUUUUAAAAAGGCCUUUUAUAUUUCAUGGUUCUGGUCUAGAUUCAGUUAUGAAUGUAGGCAUUAGUUAAAAUUAACGAGGUACAGUAUAUUAAUUUCUUAAAUGACAAAAAAUUACUUCUGUGACUGAGCCCUACGUGAAAAGCAUUGUGGAAUCUUAACCUUUUUGUACACACUCUUGUGGGAUGUAUCAUAUAAAUGUCAGCACUAAGUAAUGUCUUGUUUGUGGCUGAAUAUUUUUUCGUAGAUGUUUUUGAAGUUGACAUGACUUAUGUGCAUUUCAAUAUAUAUUGCCAUCUUUAGUUUGUAAUUAAGAUAUGGAAUAUGGUUGUGGAUUUCUGAGCAUGUACAGACUGGUCAAGCUAGUUCAGGAGACGGUGCAUGUAUUUUUCAAUGAUGAAGAAAGUUUGCUGCAAAUGCUCGCAGGAAAUUUUGUGGCAGUUUUCUAAAACUGACAACCAGGUGGGACCAAAGUUUAUGUGCCUUUAGUCUUAAUUUACCUUGCAUUGUAAUAUUCAGUUUUAAUAAAUCUCUUCAAAAUAUUUUGUAUUUAGAAAUUGAUCUGACUUUACUAUAAACAUGGCUCAGAAUCUACAGAUCCAGUUUAUUUGAAAGCAGUUCUCUGUCAUUCUGAACUGUUACCUUGAUUCUGUUAAAAUGACCAAUACUUUUUGAAAUUGAUGUACUUAAGUUUCAAGAUUCAUAGAUUCUGUUAGCUAUGUAGAAAAAAAAAAUGGUCAUGUAUAUUUUCUAUUAGUUGAGUUUUUACAUCUUUAGAAUUGUAAAAUUCAGUAUAGUUUGAAAGUGGCACAAUUAAAAAUUAAUUUUCUAACAAA